ACGCGUCCUCUCACUUCAACUCCCAGACAGGCAGGCACACUCACCUCAACACAGAGGCUCCAGAACGUCUUAAACUGCACCGCCUAUUCUCGGAUUUGCAGCGGAUAUGCGACGAGGCUUCAGAACUGUACUUCCAAAUCGAUUGCCCUGAACAACAUACGAUCCACCAUGGCGUCGCGCUUCAUCCAUUCUUCUGCCGCUAAAUUUUCUUCCUCCAGAUUCUCCUUGCCUACCAGGUUCUCCAGUGUUCAUGGUGAGAGGCCAACAGCUGAGUAUGCAAAGAGGAGGAAAGAGUCUUUAGAAAGUGAAUUUGGACAUGCACUUGCUUACAAAUCAAAAAGUCUUUCAUUAUUAUACCAUUUUGGCCCAUUCCUGGCUCUGUACAGAGCAGCUAUUAUCUCAGUCCAUGUGUUUAAGAUGUCCAUAUGGCAAUUUUUUGUGCACGACAUAAAAAAGCGAGCUAUUAAGUUUCGUCAAACACUUAUCCGUCUGGGGCCUUUCUAUGUCAAGCUAGGGCAAGCUCUGAGCACAAGGCCAGAUAUACUGCCAACAGUAUAUUGCCAAGAACUUGCUAAGUUACAGGAUCAAAUCCCCCCAUUUGCAACACGUGUUGCAAUUAAAUCAAUUGAGACCCAAUUAGGUCUCCCCAUUACUAAGAUUUUUGCUGAUAUUAGUGGGGAGCCUAUUGCAGCAGCAUCCCUUGGGCAAGUGUACAAAGCUCACUUGCACACUGGAGAGCUGGUAGCUGUUAAAGUUCAGAGGCCUGGUAUGUCACAUUUGUUGACACUUGAUGCCAUGUUAUUUCACAUGAUUGGGGGCCAAUUAAAAAGAUUUGCCAAGGCUCGUAAGGAUCUCUUAGUAGCCGUGAAUGAGAUGGUAAGGCAUAUGUUUGAAGAGAUUGACUAUAUCCUGGAGGCCCAAAAUGCAGAUCGUUUUGCAUCUCUUUAUGCUUCCAAUUCUAUUGAAAAUACCAGCCGAGGAAGUGCAGCUGGUGGUAACACAGCAAAUAUGAAUGUGAAUGGCAUUAAGGUUCCCAAAAUAUACUGGAAUCUUACUCGUAAAGAAGUUCUUACAAUGGAAUGGAUUGAUGGAAUAAAACUUACAGAUGAAAGUCGUUUGAACAAGGCCAAUUUAAAUAGGAAAAAACUUAUUGACCUGGGACUAUAUUGCUCUUUGAUGCAGAUGCUGGAGGUGGGGUUUUUCCAUGCUGAUCCUCAUCCAGGCAACCUUGUUGCUACUGAUGAUGGAGCUCUUGCUUACUUUGACUUUGGAAUGAUGGGAGAUAUUCCACGUCACUACCGUGUUGGACUUAUAAGAGUGCUAGUGCAUUUUGUAAAUCGAGACUCCAUAAGUUUGGCAAAUGAUUUCCUUUCUCUCGGUUUCAUCCCUGAAGGGGUUGACUUACAAUCAGUUGCAGAUGCACUGCAAACAUCAUUUGGUGAUGGAAGACAAUCCCAGGAUUUCCAGGGCAUAAUGAAUCAGUUAUAUGAUGUUAUGUAUGAGUUCAACUUCUCUCUUCCUCCGGACUAUGCAUUGGUGAUACGAGCUCUAGGCUCACUUGAAGGAACAGCAAAAACAUUGGAUCCUGAAUUCAAAGUUGUGGAGAGUGCAUAUCCUUUUGUCAUUGGGAGGCUUUUAGCGGACCCAAGUCCUGAUAUGAGGAGAAUAUUGAGAGAACUAAUCAUCCGUAAUGAUGGAUCACUUAGGUGGAAUCGGCUGGAAAGACUGAUUGCAGCAAUAUCUCAACAGGGAGCUGCAAAAGAUGGAGAAACUCAGCAGAUUUACUCAAAUCCAUUGGAACAGUCUUUUGACAUGCCUGUUGUAGUUGCUGCUACUGAGGAUCUUUUCACAUUUAUUUUGUCAGAAAAAGGUUCCAGAGUGCGUGUGUUCCUUGUCAGGGACAUAAUCGCAGCAGCUGAUGUGUUUCUUCAAGAUGAAGUUCUCAAUGAUCUUUUCAGUGAGAAGCCUCAGCCAAGGAAUAGAUUGAAGUCUGAGGGACAUGCAAUGCUAAUGAGGGUGGUGAAAGGAUUUCAAUCUAUGGGACACGCAGUGAAAUUGGCUCCAGAUAUUUGGAUGGCCUUGCUAGUUCGCUUGGCUGUAAAAUCAGAGUUCCAAGUAUUCACUAUGGAUAUCAUAUCAGCAUUGACGGAUCACUCCAGCAAAAAAAUACCAGAUGCUUUUUGGAUUCUUAUUUCGAAACUUAUUCAUAAGUCCACUGCAAAACACUGAUCUGUUAAUAUUCUUUCUUUUCAUUAUUCUCCCGAAUCCUCCAUAGUUUAUAUUAGUCAAGCGUAGAAUUAUAGGAAACUUAAUUUGUUUAAACGUUUUUGUCAAUGUGAAAUCAUAAAGAACAGAUCCAAUUUGAUAAUGCAGGAGGUAGGUAACUCCAGAAGUUCUCUCAGCUUUUGCACUUUGAAAAUUGAAAUUGAAGGCUACUUGGAAAUGUGUACAGGUAAAACAGGUUGGAGACCCGAGCUCAUUAAAGACGCCUGCUUUUAUUGCGUAUAUUGUUAACUGCCAACGCUGUAGGGUUGAAGUUCUGCAUCAAUUAAUAUGGUUUUGUCAAA
Ipomoea triloba (trilobed morning glory) is the source of this 2567-nucleotide messenger RNA. RefSeq lists its product as uncharacterized. The transcript is spliced from 13 exons. Lineage: Eukaryota; Viridiplantae; Streptophyta; Magnoliopsida; Solanales; Convolvulaceae. The record is from RefSeq and is a predicted model, not a curated record. Bases 169 to 2229 code for a protein of 686 amino acids.